This is a messenger RNA of Mycotypha africana, 1342 nucleotides long. RefSeq lists its product as uncharacterized. The record is from RefSeq and is a predicted model, not a curated record. The coding region runs from base 233 to 1249 and encodes 338 amino acids. The transcript has 5 exons. NCBI's taxonomy places the organism in Eukaryota, Fungi, Mucoromycota, Mucoromycetes, Mucorales, Mycotyphaceae.
GAUGUCUACCAAAGAUGGCCUCCACUUUUUUCCUUUAAUAUCUGCUUACAAAGUCAGCCCGAAACCUGUGUUUCUUUACGAGUACUGCAACACAUUUGGCCGUUUAUAUCGUAUCGGUAAAUUCAAAGCUUUAGCUUGAGAAGCAGUUUCCCUGUAAGUUUCAAAAGACGGUAUACACUUGAUGUUCCCCUGAUUGUUAUCUCGCAAAUUCUCUACUUGAUGUAAAAGCAAAAUGAACUAUUCAUUCAAAACCGUUUCCACAUGGAACGAGUACCAUAAACAUGCUUCAAUUAUUGUACCCUCCCGCAAGUCAAAUUCUUCAAUAGACCUUUCAAUAGGUAUGAGUUCUUCACAAAUGCAUAAUAACCCAAAAGAGAAAUCAACGUCAACCACGAAUAGCCAUGGUAGCUAUAAUAGUCCGGCAUCCCAUUAUGUUCCUUUCAGCGUCGAUAACUGCAAGCUGAGAGAGGAUAUAAACUAUUUAGAUGGCCGUGAUGCAGAAAGCAAUUUGAAAUUCCAGAAUAUAGAAUCUUUCGUCAAUAUGAACGACAGCAUGGAAAGGAUUGCUGUAUCGUUACAAAAAUUGAUUUCAGAAGCCCAAACAAGUCUUCUAUCAUCUAUACAAUAUGGCAAGUUGACAUUUGUUAGGCCAUCGGUGAAAUCACGUUCUGAAAAGUGUAGAAACUAUACGAACAUUAAGCAAAACAAAAACCGUAAUGCAUAUAUCCAGCAGAGGCAGAAAUCCUUGAGAUUCCCUAUAAAAAGCGUCGAACGAACAAUAUACAAAUCGAAAAGUCAGUCUAUCCAACGCCAUUUAUUGUCUCCCAAGACUCGUAAUUGGUCUAUCGACUAUCACUAUCAUUAUUACCAUAAUGAGCACAAUACUGAUAUUCCAAAAAGCAGUGGUUUCUCAAAAAAAAGAGCACCAGCAGUAAAUAAAAAACGGUACUUUUCAGAACGUCCAAAGAAGAUUUGGAUACUACUUCCUCUAGCCUUAUUUAUCAGUUACAGCGCAGCCAAAUCACAAAAGUUGGCUGGCAAAAUUCGAAUUUUUGAAACCACUCUAUUGCCGAUUUUUUGUUUGAUUUUCUUUUAUGUAUACCGUCGACAGCUUCCCAUUUUUGUCCUUUUCGAAAAACCCUUUCAAUCAUACCGUGGUAGGAAAAACAACAAAAAAUGGAUUAGGCUACAACAACUAUUCAAGCAGGUGCUUCUCUGUGCAAAUAAUCUAGUUAUGUAUUUAUUAUGAAUUUUAGUUUUUAUUCAAUAAACGAUAUAUCAAACCCCAUUAUGAAAUUAUUAUAAACGCUUAGCCAGAAGCUCAUUUGGAUGUACAGUCUAA